AUGGCAUCUUCGUGUCUGCCCCCUGGGUCGGUUAAGUACGUUAAGUUCGUGCGAGUGCCAAAAGCUCCACCGGAUAGCGACGCGUUCCAGGCCGCUGCAUCUGGAGACAGUGACUGGCUUCGCUUUAGUCUUACGAGGGUCCUAUCCCCUCUGCAGACAGACAAAGAGGGUCUCACAGUUCUCCAUGUUGCUGCCUUGCACGGUAAACUGGCCUGUCUGAAGCUGCUACUGGAGUCUGGAUAUUUCGAUGUGAAUGCCUCUUGCCCACAUGGACGUAGGCCCAUACAUAUGGUCCUUACAGCACAGAGUAAACCCCACUCCUACAGAUGCCUUACCUACCUACUAGAACACGGAGCUAAACCCAACGUAUCUACAGAGGAAGGUUUGACCCCUCUGCACUUGGCAGCCAGUGAGGGGUUGAGAGAGUGCACGGAAGCGCUGGUUGCGUCUGGGGCAGAGAUCCAUGCUCAGGACAGUCGGGGUCAAACACCCCUGGACCUCGCUCGCAUCUGGGGCCAUAGGCACAUCGCCAGGGAUAAAGAAAAGGACCUGGGGAGACGCAAAACCCUUCAGAGUCUGCGACAGAACCUCAUCACAAUGCACGAUCUGGCACAGAGGAGAGAAAAGGUGGCCAGACAGGCUGUUAAUGAGCAGAGGGUCACUGAAUGGGCGAGGAAAAAAGGGCUGCCCCUCCUCUGGACACCGGAGAGAGGAACGUGGAGGCCGUCACAUGACGCCCACUGCUUUUCCCAGGAGCGAGAGAGGCCGCGCCGCGGGAGGGAGAAGGGGCGGCCGCCGGGGACCCCAAAAGAAAUGUGGGACAUCUCUCCGAAUCCCUCCAAGCCACCCCGGGCCUCUAUCGGCAGGCCCCACAGCGUGCGUAUGAGCGGUCUGCCCGAGACGCCUCCCCACGAACCCGACCUGCGUCAAACCGUGUCGCUAGGCUACGGCGGUGACGGGUGUCCUCGUUACGUUGCCAACUGGAACCAGUCUCCACAACCCGUCCCCGCUUUGCCGUUGGACGUCCUGCAGAGAGGCCUGUUUCCCGCGGCCUUCCCUUCCCGAAUAGCUUCUCCACAAGACUUCCAGCCGAGCACUGUGCUGGAUCUACCACACCUGGGCGGCACUCCAGGUUCCAACGUCUCUCCUUGGUCUGAGAUAGUUAUGCAUUUGGCAGAGGAACUGGUUCCAGGACGGUACUAG
Messenger RNA from Chanos chanos (milkfish), 1203 nucleotides. It is a transcript of the gene ankrd53, whose product is annotated as ankyrin repeat domain 53. The transcript is spliced from 6 exons. Bases 1 to 1203 code for a protein of 400 amino acids. Gene Ontology annotation, cellular component: spindle pole. Gene Ontology annotation, molecular function: protein binding. The record is from RefSeq and is a predicted model, not a curated record. NCBI's taxonomy places the organism in Eukaryota, Metazoa, Chordata, Actinopteri, Gonorynchiformes, Chanidae. Gene Ontology annotation, biological process: positive regulation of microtubule polymerization; regulation of mitotic spindle organization; mitotic metaphase chromosome alignment.